AUGUCGCCGCGUUUAGGAGGGCUACUUCAGCUCUCGCCCGUAUGGGGUGCCCCAUUGAUCACACCCCGGAUCCCCGUGCGCUCAUUCGGAAUCCGAUCCCUCAACCCGCCCAAACCGAGUCGUUUCAAUGUCGGCCCCGGGCUGCCAGUCCUCGAGUCGACUUCCACAGCGGCUCUCCGCCGCAAAGCCAAUUCCCUCCCGCUCCGCACUGGCGCUAUCGGCAUCAAGAAGGGCAUGACUGCUAUCUACGAUCCGGAGUCUGGAAAGCGCAUCCCCUGCACUGUCCUCCAGCUGGAUCGUGUCGAGGUGAUCUCCCACAAGACCCGUGAGAGACACGGUUACUAUGCUGUGCAGGUUGGUGCUGGCUGGAAACACCCGAAUAAUGUGACCAAGUCGUUGCUUGGACAUUUCUCGGUUAAUGGGCUGUCGCCUAAGCGCCAUAUCUUUGAGUUCCGUGUUAAGGACGAGGCGGGCCUUAUCCCUGUUGGUCAGAGUAUUGAGGCGGGUUGGUUCCAGGAGGGCCAGUUUGUUGAUGCUCGCUCCAAUACUAAGGGUAAGGGCUUUGCUGGUGUCAUGAAGAGACACGGUUUCCACGGUCAGGAUCGCAGUCACGGUGUUAGUUUGACGCAUCGUUCGAUGGGUUCUUCUGGUCCUGGUCAGGGUGGUGGUUCUCGUGUCUACCCCGGAAAGAAGAUGGCCGGAAACAUGGGCAAUAACCAGAAUACUGUUCAGAACUUGAAGAUUCUCAAGGUGGAUUCUGAGAAUGGUAUUGUGGUUGUCAGCGGUGCCGUCAGCGGUCCCAAGGGCUGUGUUGUGAGAAUUCAGGAUGCGAUCAAGAAGCCAUGGCCGGAAGUGCCACAGGCAGAGUCGGCAGAACCUGCCACGGAAGCCGCUACUGCUUGA
Molecule: messenger RNA, 903 nt
Organism: Penicillium hordei
Lineage: Eukaryota; Fungi; Ascomycota; Eurotiomycetes; Eurotiales; Aspergillaceae
Product: mitochondrial 54S ribosomal protein uL3m
Exons: 2
Coding region: 1-903 (300 amino acids)
Biological process (GO): translation
Cellular component (GO): mitochondrial large ribosomal subunit; ribosome
Molecular function (GO): structural constituent of ribosome
Source: RefSeq, a predicted model, not a curated record